CGACUUGUUGGAGCAAGUCAAGGAAAAGCCUAGGUACCUACAAGAGGCACAAACCUCGAGGGUCUUUUCCAAGGGAACCUAUUCAAAGGGCUGAUGUACUAAACGUCCAAGCUUUUCGUUUCCAUCAUCAUCGCCAGAAUGGUAUCAGCAAACCUUAGUGAGAUCGACGCCCACGAGCAACCGUCUGAUGAGAUGCGCGCUGAGUGGAAGAGCUACAUGCGUCAAGAUCACAAAAGUCUGCUCAACGACCCUCGAAUCGAUGAUCCUCGCGCUCCCUUAGAAGAGUCUGGUUUCCGUCAAGUCUCGAGUCUUUUGAAAGAGCAGGUUGCAAAAAGUUUCGCUCACCUCAACCCUGACUUUGCCUUACAGGUCGAGAAGGAUGUUCCAGUUAUACACCACCCAUUGAUACCAGGCCUAUUGAUUCUUCCUUCACUUGUGCCCGAAAAUGUGCAACAGGAUUUACUGGAUCGCCUGAUCCAUCGUGAUCUCAGUGUCCAGAACCACCAGACCAAUCUACAUCUACACUACAACCUUCCAUACCCAGAAGGGAAGGACGACGAUGAACGGUCAUUCUUCUCUAUCAGUCCAGAAUCACCGGCAUCAUUUCUCCCGAAGGACCCCAGCGUUCAUAAGCCACUGUCAAUCAAGCAGGUGAUGCAGCGAAAACUGCACUGGGUGACGCUUGGGGGCCAGUACGACUGGACCAAUCGUGUUUACCCCGAGGAAUUGCCCCCUCAGUUUCCAGAUGAUAUCUCACACUUACUUGAGGACCUGUUCCCCGAAACUGUUGCCCAAGCAGCCAUCCUCAACUUCUACACGCCAGGCGAUACUAUGAUGAUGCACCGAGAUGUCAGCGAGGAGACAGACAAGGGACUUAUCAGUUUGAGUUUUGGCUGUGAUGGACUCUUUAUGAUUGCACCGAAUGACCUUGAAAAAGGGCCUCAGAAUGAAACACCAGGCGAGAAACAGUAUCUACUGUUGAGGCUCAGAUCUGGUGAUGCCAUCUAUAUGACACAGGAGUCGAGAUAUGCCUGGCAUGGAGUGCCUAAAGUGCUGAAGGAUACAUGCCCAAGGUAUCUUGAAGAUUGGCCAGCCCGUGACGAUGAGAAGUUUGCGGACUGGCGAGGAUGGAUGAAAAACAAGAGGAUCAACCUAAAUGUUAGGCAAAUGCGAGAUUAGCAGACGAAUACCUAUUUGAUGAUCUUGUUUAAAGCAUACUGCUUAUCCUGGCAAGUUCUAGCACAUUGCUUGAAACUGAGCAUUAUCAUUAGACGCUUUCAUAUGCUAUUUUGCAAGUCACUCGCGCUUUCUCUCCAGUUGCCUACUAAGCGUACAGAAUCUGGUCGCUACCCAUGCAAAGUUUAAUACAACUGAUUCCAUACCUUAUCCCAUGAAAAACGCCUCAUUAAGCAAAGCCAAAUCCUUGAGCAUUCUCAAGUGCCAUCCCAAGCCGCUCUCUUAACACCUCUUUAUCUCUAUACUCUGGUAGAAGAAGUGUGCCAUAACAGGUAUAUGCUGUCGGUAAAUGCCCACCCGUGCCGUCUUCUUCACCAUUCUUUUGUAUCACAAAUUGGAGGUUCUUCAUGCCGCCGACAGGAACGCGGUCGGACGAUGUCACAAAUUCCAGAAGGCGUUGUUUCAUUCUCUCGUCGUACCUCUUGACGAUGGACCAGAAGUCUUUAAUGGUACGAUGCGAAGCAUCCCAGCCCACGUAGCGCGCGUACCGCUUCAAUUCGAUGAUGUCGAUUUCUUGAACACCCUCAACGAGUGACUGCAAGGUAGAUGGACUCAGGAGUGAAAGUGACUUCUUAUCGAGGCAAGAGUUGAACCCUUGCUCGAAAGCAAGAUACUGCCGCCGAAUGGAAACAUCCGUGAGGUGACGGAUGUAAUCGAUGAUAUAGUCGUCCCGAUUUUCGUUGGUAACAAGGGGAGCGUCGUCUGGGUUAUCCAUGUGUGGUGGUGCAAUAUCACACGAGCUUGAGGCCGCCUUGGGCCAACUCGCUUGUUCGCCCAUCCUCAUAUCUCGUGUCACAACGGUACCGAGCGAUUCAACUGAAAAUUCGUACGUGCGGGCAAAAAUGUCCUCAACGAGGCCAUCUUUUUCGUCCCACUCCAGUAAUGUUGUCAGCCCGCUUGCCAAAUCUGGCCAGCCAUCGGCGAUGUGAUGAAGCUCUUCAACCGGUUUGCCCAGUAGUUUCCGGUAAAGAGCCUUCGGAAAAGUGAUUGGCAGCGUUAGGCCAUUGUACAAGGCGAGCGACAUCAGAAGCCCCACAAGUUCGUACUUCCAAUCUUCGGUCAAUGACCCAGGGGUGAACCAGGCCAUGCGUGUCCGUUCGUCAACAGUGAAAGCACCAUAUUGGGGAUCGAGGCACUCAGCAAUUGCCAAUCGGAAAAACUCUUGUUGAACACCUCCAGAAUCAAAACCCUCUUCGCCACUAUUCUCACCCAAGUGCACCUUCAGCGGGCGAAGAAGCUCUCGUUUCUCUCGUCUCCAAAGCUGGUCGAAAGCAUCUCGGGCGACGUUACUCCUGCCGAUUUCAAGAACUAGGUAUUUGGAUGAAGCUGUUCUCAAAAGAUCUUGUAAAACCAUCUUGUGGUGGGGGUUAGUAAUGAGACUACCGGGAUCGACAAUAGCACUCAUGCGAGUUUUUAAUGAACUCGACUCUUCGAACAUACGACUCAUCCGGGCAAAAUUGAUGGAACGAAAGAAAGAAACAAGCGUGUCGGGACUGAAGAUGUAAGGGUAGUCUAGGAUAUGUCGUCGCCAGCGUGUCGAACUGAACGUUAACCAGUCCACAGGCAUCUCGAUCGAAUCCAAGCGCUCUGAAAGAUAAUCGACCCGAAAUUGGAUAUCCCCUAGAAGGAGAAGAUUUCGGUUGGCAUCUUGGAGAAGUUAGUGAGAUCAAAUUCUGUUGAUUGGCUAA
This is a messenger RNA of Fusarium odoratissimum NRRL 54006, 2924 nucleotides long. RefSeq lists its product as uncharacterized. The transcript is spliced from 2 exons. Gene Ontology annotation, cellular component: cytoplasm; nucleus. Lineage: Eukaryota; Fungi; Ascomycota; Sordariomycetes; Hypocreales; Nectriaceae. The record is from RefSeq and is a predicted model, not a curated record. The coding region runs from base 139 to 1179 and encodes 346 amino acids.